Molecule: messenger RNA, 3447 nt
Organism: Pseudomyrmex gracilis
Lineage: Eukaryota; Metazoa; Arthropoda; Insecta; Hymenoptera; Formicidae
Gene: ABCD
Product: ATP-binding cassette sub-family D member 1
Exons: 9
Coding region: 330-2624 (764 amino acids)
Biological process (GO): fatty acid beta-oxidation; very long-chain fatty acid catabolic process; long-chain fatty acid import into peroxisome
Cellular component (GO): peroxisomal membrane
Molecular function (GO): long-chain fatty acid transmembrane transporter activity; ATP hydrolysis activity; ABC-type transporter activity
Source: RefSeq, a predicted model, not a curated record
CGAGAGACGUAACGGGGGAUUAUAUACCGUAGUCGAGUUCGAUGCGAGCGAGCAAGAGUCAGUCGCCAGCUGGUGGCCUGGUUGGACGGUUGUAUUAAAUCCGUUUCCCUCGGUCACGUGUGCGAUCGGAUCGUCAAUAAACGCGCGGCUUAUUUGCUUCGUAAAGGAAGCAACGUGGACUCUCGCGCGUGAGAGGAAGAGACCCGACGGAGUCUCGUAGAUGCACCGUUAUCGCCACCGUCAUCGUGAUUCCGGGAAUAGCGCGAGAUGCGCGCAAUUAAAAAUACUCCGAGUAUUUAAUCGCGCACGAAGACACGAAGGAGAAGAGGAUGUCGUCGGUGUUCUCGAAGCUGAUUGACAGCGUGUCCGCGCGCUACGGGGUGCGACAGGACACGCUGACACGCGGCAUCGCCGGCGUUGCCACCGCGCUCUAUAUCUUCAAGCUCGCCUAUCCGCACGUUGUCACCCGUCUGAAACAGCUCCAGGAAAUCUCGAGGAAAGACAGUGAGUCACGCUUCAAGUGUGACAAAAAUGAUGCCAUCUCGCCGGCUUGUCUUCCCGGCGACGGCGACUUCGCCGGGAACAACGGCAGGAAUCAGAAAUCGUCCGUUGGAUUGGAUCGCAACUUUUUGCGACAACUGAUCAACUUGUUGAGGAUCAUGGUGCCGGGAUGGCGCAGCCGAGAAGCUGGUCUGCUCGCUUGCGCGACGCUGACUUUGUUGACGAGAACUUUCCUGUCUGUGUACGUGGCCGAGCUUGAGGGUCAGAUUGUGAAGAGGAUCGUGUUGCGCGACGUGCGCGGUUUCGGACUGAUGCUCGCGCGAUGGUUCGCCAUCGCGAUGCCCGCCACCUUCGUCAACUCCGCUAUCAGAUACCUCGAGGGCCGGCUGGCGCUUAGCUUUAGAGAACGUCUGGUGAAGCACGCCUACAAGAUGUACCUGAGCCAGCAGACUUAUUAUAGGAUAUCAGCAUUAGACACGAGGCUCGAUGGUCUUGAGCAAAGACUGACAGAUGACUUGUCCGAGCUAGCCGGUUCUGUAGCGCACUUGUAUUCUAGUUUAACUAAACCUCUGCUGGACUGCGCUUUAAUUGGCCUCGCGCUCGUUUCAUUCUCGUAUAAAAUGGGCGCGAGAACAAUACCAGGACCACUGUUAACAGCAGCGGUAAUCGCUGUAACCGGACAAGUUUUACGUUUUGCUUCACCGAAAUUCGGCCACUUAGUUGCCGAGGAAGCGGCACGACGCGGCAGGCUGAGGGAGGCUCACGCUCGUAUCAGCGCUCACGCCGAAGAAAUUGCAUUCUACGGGGGACACGAUACCGAACAUCGUUACCUGAAGUCCUCCUACAAGUCUCUGGAGAGGCAUCUGCAACGCAUCCUCACUGUUAAACUGUGGUACGUGAUGCUGGAGCAAUUUCUGAUGAAGUACGUGUGGUCCGGAACCGGACUUCUCGUUAUCGCCAUGCCGGUGCUCUACAACGCCGCCGCAACGUCCGAAAAGACGAUCAAUAUGAAUAACGACGACGGCGUGAGCGAACGAACGAGAUACCUGACCACUUCGAAAAAUCUCUUGAGUUCCGGAGCGGACGCCGUUGAACGACUGAUGUCCUCUUACAAAGAACUGGUCGCGCUGGCGGGAUACGCGGCACGGGUCAGCGAAAUGUUCGACGUGUUUAAGGAUGCUGCGCUCUGCAAAUACAAAAGAAACGUCGUCAACAGCUCAUCGCCGAAAUCUUUCUUGAACGGCAACGCUCAACAAGCGAUAGAGAAAAUAAUUGAAUUUAACAAUGGCACUCCGGUAAUAAAAGGAAUUGUUCGCGAAAGCACGGACGGCAGUAUAAAUCUAAUUAACGUGCCGAUAGUCACGCCCAAUUGCGAAAUUAUCGUGCCCAGUUUAACGGUCGACAUAAAACCAGGCGAUCAUGUUCUAAUUACGGGACCCAAUGGUUGCGGCAAGAGCUCUCUCUUUCGCAUCAUCUCCGGUCUCUGGCCCGUCUACGACGGCACUCUUAUCAGACCGGCCGAGAAAGAACACGGCAGACCCACUCUGUUUUAUAUCCCGCAGAAACCUUACAUGAGUGUGGGAUGUCUUCGGGACCAAAUCAUCUAUCCGGCGCAUUCCAGUACAGAGAACUGUUCGGACGAGGACCUAUUACGGUUACUUGACGACGUGGAUCUGCGGAGUCUCGUGGAGAGAGAACCGGAAGGUUUCGACGCCCUCGGCGACUGGAAUUCCACUUUGUCGGGUGGCGAGAAACAGCGGCUCGCGAUGACGAGACUCUUCUAUCACGCUCCGCAGUACGCUCUGUUGGACGAAUGCACGAGCGCCGUAAGUCUCGAGGCUGAGGGAAUAAUCUACGAAACCGCGAAGAAGAAGGGAAUUACUCUAUUGACCAUCACUCAUCGAGUGGCGUCGCUCGCCAAGUAUCACAAGUUACUGCUGAAAUUCGACGGCGAGGGCGGAUGGACCUUCGGACCGCUCGACAAGGACGGAUUGUCGGUGACGUUGAACGGCGAAGUGAAGAAGAAAUCAACGCAACUGGAAGAAGCAAAGACCAGUCACUAUAAAAUGCUGCACGAACUGCGUGACAUCCAUCCUGAAAACACCUACGUGGGAAUCAGUUGAAAAAAUUAUAAUCUAUAGAAUAUUAUUUUCUACACGUAAACACAAAAUAAACACAUCUAUUAAAUAUCAUAUCUAUUUCGUAUGUGUGAGGUAUGGCAAUCUGUAGUUUCUAUCGUAUAUAUAAAAUAUGAAAUGGAUAUGAGAUUCUCGGGCAAACAAGUAUUUUACGGUGAUAUACAUGAAAAAGUGUACAUAUAUAUAUUUUUAGGAUUGCAAGAGCUGUACAAAGUAACUUUUUUUAUAUUUUUGUCUCUUUUUUUUAACGGAUAAAGACGACACACGUCACAUUUAUAUGCCUUAAAAAAAAACAACAUAUCGCAAUUUCUCAAAAGACUCAAGCGCGAACGCCGGAACUGACCAAUCAUGGAUUUGGAAAAUCAAAGAUUUUCUCAAAAAAAAAAAGAUUUUGUCAAAUUGUCGCGUUUGAUCUAGCAAAACGAAACAUCGUGUGCCGCAAACUUUAUCGACUGCUUUUUUGUAAGUUGGUUUUCUAUUUAUAAACGUGCUUUAAAUAUAAAAUGUGUGAGAAAGAGGUUUUAGUAUCUUAUUAUAAAAAAAAAAAACUUACAUAAAAUGCACGCGAACGUGUAAGUGUGAUAUACGGAAUAACUAUUUUUUGAAGAAAAAUUGUUGGAAAUCUAUUUUGAAAAACAUUUAUUCAUCGAGUAUAUAAAUCUGUUAUGUAACAUUAGUAAAACCAAUGUCGCGUUAGUCGUUUUACAACUGAUGUACUAUCGAUUGUGAUCAAGUGUUUUUCUGAAAGAAUUAACCUGUUCAGAGAUGUCUUUUAUAUAAAAAUAAAAAUUACGUGAACGUUGCAAAA